AAGUCUAACUGCUAUUACUAUGGCUAUAAUGUUAAUUCCCCAGAAUUUUAAGUGACAAUUUUUCCAGGUCUCUGUGGAAAUGCCCAAAGAUUGCUCAGAUGUAUGCAAAACAUGUAUUUCCUGAAGAGCUAAAUCUCUCCAUUCAUUAAGCAUAAUUUUAGUGAGAGAGACGUUUAAUGGAUAUCAGUGGCAUUGUGGCGAAAGUUUUUUGUGAGUUCCCAUUUUCAAUCUGCACCUUUUGCUUAAUUUCAGUUUCAGUUCCUCUGGGCAUUCUAAGUGGUGUGAUAGUGAGAACCUUUUUUUGAAAACUGGAUAUUCCAUUUUGAUUCAUCCUAAGGGUUAUUUUAAUUUUUAAAAAGUCCAUACUGUCCCCAGUUUGAGCAAAUGAACCAAUGUAGCAGCAGAUGAGAUGGCAGAAGGAGCGCCAGCAGUGAACUUUUAAUCAUUGUGUGUGUGUGAUUAAAAUGAUUUGGCUUUGUCUAGGGCUUCCCGUCUCGUCGAUGGUCUUUCGAUAUAUAAAAGGCAUAAAAUGAAGCCUGGAUAUUGAAGCUCAACAAGGACGGCGGAUUCUGCAUUAAGAAGGAAGCCUUAUGACAUGGCUGUUCUUGUUCAAAACCCACAGAGAGAACUGUAAAAGGGCUAAGGGCCUGUGAUGACAGUUUUCAGUGUGCCAGCAUCCCUCCUUUACAAGCUUGAACAGGAACUGGAUACAGAUGAAAAGGAAACCGUGGUCUUCUUGUGCAGCGAUCUCGUGCCUGACGAAUCUAUCUCUGAUGUCCUACAACUCUUGACAGCUUUGAACGAAAAGGAGAUUCUUACCACCAUCAACUUAUCUGAACUAUUGUACAGGCUGAAAAGAUUUGACUUGUUAAAGAAGUUCCUGGGGACUGGAAGAGCAGCUGUGGAAGUUAAUUUAGCCCAUCAUUCUCAGAUGUUGUCAAAAUACAGGGUGUUGAUGACUGAAAUCAAUGAAGAUCUGGACAAAGAAGACUUGAGAUCUCUCUCUUUCCUUCUGAAAAAUCAUCUUGGUAAAUCGCAUAAGGAGAAGAGUUUUCUGGCAAUUAUUACUGACUUGGAAAAGCUAGAACUGAUAUCUCCCAUGCAUCUGGAUUUAAUAGAAAAUGCCUUCCUGACCAUUCACAGGCGAGACUUGGCAAAAAAGAUUCAAAAGUACAAACUAGAAGCACGCUUUCCAAAUAUGAAUGCAAAAACUCUUCAGGUGUCCUUACCUAAGUUAUCUCUAGCUGACCCUCCAGAGCCCGUGAACAAGGGAAGAGUAAUGAAUGGAGCCAGUGCUGCUCAGGGUAAGCCCUGUUAUAUCUUUAUAGCCAUUCUGUCCCUGACUACUUUGGAAUAA
Thamnophis sirtalis is the source of this 1357-nucleotide messenger RNA. The record is from RefSeq and is a predicted model, not a curated record. NCBI's taxonomy places the organism in Eukaryota, Metazoa, Chordata, Lepidosauria, Squamata, Natricidae.